This is a messenger RNA of Alternaria ethzedia, 1758 nucleotides long. RefSeq lists its product as uncharacterized. The record is from RefSeq and is a predicted model, not a curated record. Lineage: Eukaryota; Fungi; Ascomycota; Dothideomycetes; Pleosporales; Pleosporaceae. Bases 1 to 1758 code for a protein of 585 amino acids. The transcript is spliced from 2 exons.
AUGGUUAAGCUUAAUGACUAUCCCAUAUCAGAGGAGGUCCACAGAGCCUACCUAUCUUUCUUGAAGACGCCCAAGAACAAGUCCGCUUUCGAACAGCAGGUUGAGAACCCCGUACUUCUUUCGGCCUUCCAAGAUAUUACGAUCGCUGCCGAGGGUUACAUCCAGUACACUAGCAAAUACGACUCCGUGGACAACUGGGAUGACACGUUCACCACUGAGGACAGUGUCUUCUUGGAUAUGGCCAAUGCAUGCAUGGCGUACACUCGGCAUGCAGAAUACAAGACAUCAGCUGAGAUCGAGUUCUUUGGAAUGGCAAGAGCCGGUAUGCGAUCCAUGAAGCAUGCCUACGACCCUGCACCGAUGGACAUGUUCUCUGGACCGCCUCUGCCUGACGCUCUGCUGACCGUGUAUCGUCACAUGGGAUACACCCCAAUUGAAGAUGUCAUCUUCUUCGACAUGGUUGCCGCGUUCGAGACCGCCCAAUUCUGGCAAGCGUGGGACAAUCUCCAUGACUGCUCCAACUCGGAAGCCUGGGAUGGUUGGGCUGACCAGUGCCUGUGUAACUAUUGCGUGGACGAGUCCGCGCACAUACACGGCAUUGAGGAAUGGCGCGCCUUCCCAACCGCUGUAACCUAUAUGGAUAAGUUCGAAGACAUGUUCGAAGAUGUUCUGGAGUUCAUCCUCCACGAUCUCUGCACCACAUGCUGCUCGUAUCUGGAAUAUACCAACGACUUCGAUGAUUGGAAUGACCCGAAGAUCGCGGCCUUCCGCGAGUUUUCCGCGGUAGCUGAGUACGUUACGUAUGUCUGUCCGGACUGGUUCCAGAAGUUCCUCGAUCUUCCCGGAGAGCUCCGCGAGUCUAUCAUACACGAGUAUGCUCUGAUGGAGCGUGAUGAUGGUCGCCUGAGCAAGCAUCAGCACUUCGACGAAUUCAGCAAUCCAUGCUGCAAGUGGGACUAUCCCAAAGUGCUCAUCGCUUGCGAUAACCAGAAUACCAACGUGUUCCCGGAUGCUGGUACUGGUCGAUGUCCCAAAGGAUGGCUACCAAAUCUGGCGUUCGUGAGCCACAGGAUGCAUGAGGAAGUUCUCGUCCUGAUGCUGCGGCGGACCGAGCGCUUCGAUCUCAAGUAUAUCUUCAGAAACACCAACUUCAAGAUUGCGACUUGGUUCACCAAGUUCCUCAAGGCGAUUCCCGGUGGCGGCGGCGAGAUCGCGGUGAAGCAUCUCAACUUCCCGCACAUGCAUUGGUUCAACCACCAGCGCAUCUUUAAUAAGGCACUCACGAAUCCGAGCUUGGAUUUGGCCGUCGCUUGCAAGAACCUUCGCAAGCUGGAUAUGACUUUCCAUGUGGACAAGGUGACUGUCAGCAAUGAGGAUACUGACUGGAAGCGCAAGGCACUUCCUCUUGCUAAAGUCAUUGACCGCUUCAAGCUGGGGACGCUAUUAUACUGCCCUCGUUUGGAGGAAGUGUACAUCGACGGCAUCUACAUGCGGCCGUCUCGAGGCGGUGAGGAGAAGGAUCUAGAUGUGCUCGAGGAUGUCAGUAAGUGGAUGAUGAAGAGCUUCCUCGUUCGGCGGCAUCCGGAGCGCGGUAUCCAAGUGGAGCUGGUUCGCCGAUGGGGAUGUUGGAGGGGACGUGUACGUGGGACGAUGGUUGAGUUGAAUGAACAAGAUAUGGCAGAAGUGAAAGCGCGCAUUGAUAUCGAGAGCGAGUGUACGAAGGCUCUCGCUCUACCUGAGCCUGAUAUAUUCACCUAG